AUGGAUCAUUCGAACGGACAUGCAGAGGCGGGAUUUUCAGUGAAGAAACUGGAACCCGUUCAAGUUCUUCCUUCUGGAAAGACUCCAGGGGGUUUGUAUUUGCUAUCAAAUCUGGACCAAACAUUUCCUUAUCCCAUUGAGAUUUUGUUUGCAUGUUGUCUUGACACAGACUGGGGUGGCAAAAUGAUGGUGAAUUGCACCGGAGACGGGGUGCCGUUCGUGGAAGCUUUUAGUGAGGAUGAAAUAGAAGUUCUUGGAGAUCUUACCAUAGCCGAUCCUCUCAAGCUAAGGAAGCUUAUCCAUUUUAAUGAGACAGCUCAAAAUAUAUUAGAAGUUCCACCAUUGACAGUUCAGUUUCUAUCUCCCUCUCCGCCACAACCACAAAGUCGGCACCGGCACCACGGGCGAGAGAUAUGUCUGCUCGGAGGUUGCCAUCGCGCUUCCAUAUUUCGUAAGUAUCGGAGGGGGCUAUUUUCCGAUGAAUCGCAAGAUGGAGGUCUCGAAAUGGAAGGAGAUCUUCAUUUAGAAGUCACGCAUGCGACGGAGGGCAACAACUAG
Messenger RNA from Fraxinus pennsylvanica, 558 nucleotides. Lineage: Eukaryota; Viridiplantae; Streptophyta; Magnoliopsida; Lamiales; Oleaceae. The record is from the annotation of a GenBank genome assembly.